CCAAAUAUUGCUGGUGCUUAAAUAUUGGACGUUCGCACGUGUUGAUUUGCAUAUGAUUGACAGGUCGGUGCGCGCAGCACGAGUUGUACUUGGCUUAUCAGGGAUGUUGGGUGUUGAGCAAUAAAAUAGUUCUCAAUAUACUGACGUUAUGUUGAUCUGAAUGUAUAUCAAUGUAACAUGAACAUUUUAAUAAGUGGUUGAAUGCAUGUGUGAGCUCCAUUUUUAUGGAGUAAGAAACGUUUAAAAUAAAAAUUGCAUGACUCAUUCUAGAAGCGAGAAACCAGAAAAAGUAGUGCUAUAAUAAUUUCCAGAAUUCUCGCGGACGGAUACAAGUCUGAAGUUACAGUGUCGGACCGAUAUGUUUUCUAAGAUGGUGGAACUCUGAAUGUCUUGGAACUGAACAGUGUCUGAUUUUGUGAAAGAGAGGCGCUCGGUCGCCGAAACCUGUGAGAAAGGACUCGAAAAAGUUUAAAUAACAAAAAGGAACCAUGAGGACCACUGGCUUGGUUCAAAAUUUGCUCCCUCUUCUUAUAUUAUGCUCAUGGAUAUUCGACGUUACUGACGGAGCGGCUUGCAAAGGCUGUGCAUCCACAGUAUGCAUCUGUCAGGGAAGCAAAGGACUACCGGGAUCGUUUGGGUUACCCGGGCUUCAGGGCUCACAAGGUUUCCCUGGAUUCCCAGGCCCAGAGGGACCCAUGGGGAAAACGGGACCCUUCGGGGAUCAAGGCGAGCUUGGGACAGAGGGUCAGAAAGGGCUCAGAGGUGAGACAGGAGCACCAGGUUUACCAGGAGUUCCAGGCACACCGGGUUUUGAUGGUUUGGAAGGCCCUAUUGGAGAGGCGGGAUAUGACGGCUGUAACGGAACCAAGGGUUUACCCGGUCAACCAGGUCUGAACGGUCUGCCUGGAUUGCCAGGUAGUAGCGGCUUUGACGGACGACCAGGACCAAAGGGUGAUGCCGGAGAAUGGGGCCUCGUUACCAUCGGUACCCCUGGGGACAGAGGAGAGCCUGGGUUGCCAGGGAGGCAGGGCCUGAAUGGGUUUCUCGGACGACCAGGAACACGUGGUAUUGAUGGUGCCCCUGGAUUGCCGGGAAUGCGGGGAGACACGGGCUUGGAUGGUGACCCAGGAGAGCCGGGAGCUAACUCCCCUGAACUGCCUAAGGGUGAAAAGGGUACCUAUGGUGAUAUAGGUCCCCCAGGUCCUGCAGGUGCCCCUGGCUACCUCGAGGGUAAUAAGGGGUCUGAGAUCUUCAAGGGGCAAGCUGGCAUAGAAGGGCCAAAGGGUGAACCAGGCGAGAAUGGUGCAAGGGGGUUACCAGGGCUACCAGGAAAUGAUGGUUUGGCCGGAGAUGAUGGCACCAAAGGACCCAAGGGAGAACAGGGGUCGGCUGGAAGAUUGGGCAAGCGGGGGAAAGAUGGGCCGCCAGGUCCCUACGGCCUCAAGGGCAUGACAGGAGAGGACGGGCGCAGCGGUAUCCCCGGGCUCUCAGGAGAGAAGGGUCCCAUGGGAGACAAGGGCUACAAAGGGGAGCAGGGAGAUAUGGGAGGCGUGGGUAUCCGCGGAGAUGAGGGUGGUGGCACGGGUUUGAAGGGCCUGCCUGGUCUUUCCGGGCCCGUGGGACCCAAAGGCUUCACUGGUCUGGCUGGUUUCCCUGGCAAUGUUGGUCCAAAGGGAUUACAGGGCCCCCAGGGACCUCCUGGAUUGGAUGGGCUGCCGGGAGAGUUUGGAGAGAGGGGAGAGAGCAUUAAAGGAGAUAGAGGCUUAGAUGGUUUCCCUGGUUUGGAUGGUAAACCUGGUCUAGUUGGUCCAUCAGGACUAGUUGGACUCCCGGGAGAGAUCGGGGAACGAGGAGAAACCGUUUUUGGUCCAAGCGGUUUGCCAGGAUUACCCGGCCUCAAUGGGCGACCUGGUCUUCCCGGAUUUCAGGGAGAUGCUGGACUUACAGGAUCUCCAGGGAAUGAUGGGGAUGGAGUUGACAUCACAGGACCUCGGGGUGUUCCUGGAUUUCCCGGUGACCCGGGCCCAGAAGGAUCGGAUGGACCCAAUGGACAGCCCGGAGCGGAUGGACGAAAGGGUGUCCGUGGUGAUGACUGCCCAUUCUGCCCGGAUGGACUACCCGGACUGAAGGGAGAGCCCGGUGAAUCUGGUACUGCUGGUGAAAAUGGCUACCCUGGGUAUACUGGUACCCCUGGAAGGAAGGGAGACUUCGGCAACAACGGCUUGGAAGGCCUGCCCGGACUCAUGGGGGACACGGGUUUGAAAGGAUCAAGGGGAGAGCCUGGUUAUGCAGGUGUACCUGGUACUCCCGGAAGGGUCGACCUGCCCCCUAACCCUAUAACGAAAGGGUCAAAAGGGUCGCCAGGAAUGCCAGGUUUGGAUGGUCUGAUGGGUAUUGAGGGACCAUCUGGUGACAGGGGAGAUCCUGGCUCUGCGGGCCCAGAGGGACUUAAGGGUCUCCCAGGUGUGCCUGGUUUAGAUGGCCUGGACGGUAUCCCUGGGCAACGGGGAAAUCCUGGAUUGAAGGGCAUUAUGGGAGAUUUCACAGACGGAAUUCCUGGACUGACAGGGCAAAAGGGAUUUGCAGGAUUUGAUGGAACACCUGGCCGAAAAGGAAACGUUGGUGACAAGGGUGACCCAGCCCCUUUCAUGGAGAGCCUUAAGGGGUCGCCAGGUGAUGUGGGAUUGGAGGGGCUUCCAGGCAUGGACGGGCUAUUUGGACUGCCAGGCGUGAAAGGAGAGUCUGGUUUCCCGGGUGAACCUGGACGCGAAGGUGAAACUGGAGUUCCGGGAAGACCUGGACGGGAUGGAGUUCCGGGCGGCCGUGGACUGGAUGGGGAAAAGGGCUUUCCUGGCCUGAGCGGUGAUGUUGGAACCCCCGGGUUUCCUGGUGAGCCUGGAUUGCCCGGCAGGGAAGGAACCAAUGGACUGAAUGGCUUCAAGGGUGAACGUGGUGAGCCAGGUCGUCUCCUUGGUGACCUCAUUCCGGGAAGCCGAGGCACUCCGGGUCGUCCUGGGCUCAGGGGCAUAGAUGGUGAACCCGGACAGUUUGGAGAAGAUGGUAUCCCAGGGUUCCCAGGUGUUAAAGGGCCCCAGGGUGACAAUGGUCGUAGGGGCCUGAAUGGGCUAUCUGGACGCAAGGGUGAGCGCGGGGCAAUGAUCGAGGGACAGAGGGGCUACAAAGGGGAGCCUGGGGCUCCAGGAGAACCAGGACUGAAUGGUUUCAUAGGGAUCCGGGGCGAUGCGGGUCUUCCAGGACUUACCGGGUUUUCCGGGGAGAAAGGAUCCCCAGGAGAGAUGGGCGGGGACGGUUUCCAGGGGGUGCGCGGUCGGAGGGGUCCUGCAGGACCAAAGGGAUUCCCUGGGUUUAAUGGAAGAGCAGGACUCAAGGGAGAAAAGGGAGUCAUGGGGCAGUCAGGAACACCUGGUCAGAAGGGCAUUGAUGGAACCUCAGGAAACCCAGGCGCCAUAGGCCAGAAAGGUGAAAGGGGUAUUCCGGGAACCCCUGGCAUUCGGGGCCUUGACGGAACCCGGGGUAUGAAAGGAAACAAUGGGUUUCCGGGACAGGAUGGGCGUCCAGGACAGGACGGUAUUAACGGAGAGAAGGGACAACCUGGAGAUAGCGGGAUUUUUGGAUUGGACGGACUCCCUGGGGAUAAUGGCAGGCCGGGAUCGGACGGGGCCAAAGGGUCAAAGGGAGAGAUAGGGCUGUCUGUGAAAGGUCAAAGAGGUGCUCCGGGUCUCCCUGGGUUGGAUGGUAGGAUCGGGCUGCCCGGUGUGGGAGGGCAGAAAGGUCGUGCCGGUGAAAUGGGAUUACCAGGUCUGGACGGCAUGAGAGGUGAUAAGGGUUUGGACGGCAGGCCGGGGGAGGCAGGCGGCACAGGAAGGCCUGGACGGAAGGGGGACAGGGGAGAUAACGGGGUCCCUGGAUUCCCUGGGGAAAAGGGCCGCAGGGGGUUUGAUGGUCGAGAUGGGCUUCCAGGUCUACAGGGAAUGAAGGGUGUGCCUGGCCUAGAUGGGAUAGAUGGAGAACCCGGUCGUCUGGGCGAGCCCGGAGAAAAUGGCUUCCCCGGGCGACCCGGAUUGUUUGGACUGGAUGGAUUGAAGGGACCAGAAGGAAACAGGGGUCUGGAUGGUUUCCCAGGUCGGACAGGUGAGCCUGGAGUUCCCGGAUUGUCCGGCCCACCCGGACUGAAAGGGUUUGCAGGGGACGAGGGACUGCCAGGCCUGUCCGGUAUUCCGGGACUCAAAGGAAUGUCAGGUGAACCCGGUCUGCCUGGACUGCAAGGUGAACGUGGUGAAGACGUCUUCACCGUGAAGGUCAGAGUUUUUCUCUACACAGGUCUCCAGGGAAUUCGUGGAGAGAAUGGGCUACCUGGUCUGCCUGGUCGUCAGGGCCUCAAAGGGCAGCGUGGAGACGGCGGUGUUGGUGGUCUGCCGGGCUUCAAGGGUCGUCAGGGUGAAGCAGGCUUCAGCUUUGGAGGGGCCAAGGGACCCCGGGGAGAUGAGGGCUUGCCGGGCCUGUCUGGACUGCAGGGAGAGCAAGGUUUCCAGGGCCGUGCAGGUUUUGCUGGUCUAACCGGAAUGAAAGGUGAACCAGGUAUUAAUGGUGAGCCAGGACGAUACGGCCGCGAUGGAUUACCAGGCUUGAAGGGCUUUCCAGGCGACAGAGGUCUUCCGGGAUUUAAUGGUCUGAAGGGUAACCGAGGAGAGCCCGGAUUUCCCGGAGCGGAGGGACUCAGGGGUAUGUCCGGAAAUCCAGGACUUGACGGGUUCCAGGGAGAAACCGGAGAUAAUGGCCUGAAAGGUUUCAGGGGUGAUCAAGGAGAUCUAGGACCUCCAGCUAUAAUAGACCCAGGAAAGAUCAGGGGUGAAGCCGGGCUACCAGGUCUACCUGGAAGAAAUGGCGAACCUGGCGCCAAAGGCCUAAGAGGACCUACUGGACUGAAUGGCAUGGAUGGUGAGAAAGGCAACCGCGGCUUGAAUGGAGUAAAUGGAGCUGCAGGCGGGAAGGGAGUCCAGGGUGACGAAGGGCUGGAUGGGGUCAGAGGUCGAAAUGGGAACCAGGGCAGGCAGGGCAUGGACGGAGUGCCCGGGCGACAGGGUGCAGCUGGAACCGGACCUGGUAUCUUCUUUGCCAGGCAUAGCCAGAAUACAUAUGAAACUCAGUGCCCCUCUGGUACAACCAAACUCUGGGAUGGCUAUUCACUGGCCUAUGUUAUGGGCAACAGCAAGGCACAUGGUCAAGACCUAGGCCAGGCUGGCAGCUGUCUGCGCCGGUUCUCCACGAUGCCGUUCAUGUUCUGCAACAUCAACAACGUGUGCAACGUGGCUCACCGCAACGACUACAGCUACUGGCUGUCCACCCCGCAGCCCAUGACUGCCAUGAUGAACCCUGUGGAAGGGGCCCAGAUUGAGCCCUACAUCAGCAGGUGUGCCGUGUGUGAGGCCCCAUCGGAGGUGAUUGCCAUUCACAGCCAGACUAUGAGGAUCCCCGACUGUCCCCUCGGAUGGACUCCACUCUGGAUCGGAUACAGCUUCCUUAUGGGAACUGGUGCAGGAGGUGACGGUGCCGGACUGGACCUAGCCUCGGUCGGUUCCUGCCUCGAGGACUUCCGAGCUGCGCCGCUCAUCGAGUGUCACGGUCACGGCACAUGUAACUACUACACAACCUCCACGAGUUACUGGCUGGCCACUAUAGAGCAGAACGCUCAGUUUAGGACGCCAAUGUCUGAGACACUGAAGGCUGGAAAUCUGCGUAUGCGCAUCAGCAGAUGCCAGGUGUGCAUGCGAUAUCGAGGUUAAAAGGGGUGAACUUUCUUUUCUAGUCAUGCUCAUGUUCAUUUGCAUGGAAUUUUAGUGCCAAAAUGUUGAUUUAUGGAAAUAAAUAAUUGAAGUUUGAGAGGAAUUAUGUUACAAAUUAAUAUUUUGAUUUUUUAUAAGUAUUUUUGAAGAAUUUAUAAUUGGUGGUAGACUAUAUUUUUCUUGGAUUAUGUAUUUAAUGAUAAAUGCAUGAAUAAUAUGUUUGUUUAAACAUAGUUGGAAUUUUGAAAAAUAUUAUUUAAGGUGUUUUUUAUUAUCCAUGACUUUGUUCAACUAACAAGAUUUGUAAUGAGUAGUUUGAAAUAAAAUGACAAACUACCUUGCUAUCGAGUGACCAUAUACCUUCUUAAACUGUACCAUUUUGCUUUUUUAGUAUGGAAACAUUUCUGUGAUUGUUGUAGAUUCAUUCAUGUUUCUAUAUAUACGUUGAUGUAGAAUUGUUCUUCUGUUUGUGUUACAUGCUAGCUUUUAAAGGCGACUGCGUUUGCACCUUGGUUUUUCCAGCGUAGGAGAAGGCGGCCGUCAUUGUUCAUAAUGUUUAUGAAUGGUAUUCAUUGCGAUAUUGAAUUGUAAUCAUAUACUUUUCUAGGCUGAUUUCAUGAAGGUGCUAAUGUAACCAUGUUGUAAGACAUUGUAUAUAUGAUUUUUAAUUGCCUGUUUGAUAUGUUCUGUUGUUUGUACAUUUUAUAUGGCUUCAUCUUUAUAGUAAUUAAAAACAAUAUUAAAAUACUCUAGAAGUAAACAUUUUUACAAAAAAAUAUAUAAUAUUUUAAGCUUUUUGUAAACUUAUUGGUAAACAAAUAAUGUAUGAAUUUUACAGAAUUUUUGUUAAAUAAACACUGUAUAUCUAGAGAUUUCAUAAUGUAAGAAAAGUUUCUUCCAAUCUGCUCUGGAUAAUCUGUGAUGAUACUUUCCACUUUCAUAGACAAAGUUUAACAGAAGUGUUUUUUUUUAAUAACUAUAAAUCCAGUUAGGGGGAAAGUGUCCUCUCAUGUGAAAUAAGAGUGCCAGGUAGCUUUCACACCACAUUAAUAUAUUGUUUUGUUUGAAUGGAAGAACAGAUGUUUGGGUGUUGCCUUCUGUUUUUGGACAAUAAAAUAUGAUUUCUUUUGUACUGGUGCCAAUUUUAUGUAAUAUUCUUAGUAAAAUAUUCAUAAGUUAUUUUAAUCUUUAUCAACUGUAUUGCAUUCUUUUAAAGCCAGCAUUUUUGCAAAGAAGAGAGUUUUACUUUUUUGAUAUAGAUAGGAACUAGUUCAAUUUGGCAACUAAAGCAAAUAAAACGUCAGUUUUUAUAUAAAUGCUGAAUUGAAAAUCCAAACCUAUGAAUACUUUGUUCACACUUGGUCUUGAUUGUGAGAUUGUUUUCUUCUUAUGUAUGGUGAAUGAUUUUCAUCCUAUAAUCACUCAAUAGUUGUGAGCUAAGAAAUUAAACAUGUUUUUGUA
Molecule: messenger RNA, 7265 nt
Organism: Dreissena polymorpha
Lineage: Eukaryota; Metazoa; Mollusca; Bivalvia; Myida; Dreissenidae
Product: collagen alpha-1(IV) chain-like
Cellular component (GO): collagen trimer; basement membrane
Molecular function (GO): extracellular matrix structural constituent
Source: RefSeq, a predicted model, not a curated record